Molecule: messenger RNA, 1437 nt
Organism: Canariomyces notabilis
Lineage: Eukaryota; Fungi; Ascomycota; Sordariomycetes; Sordariales; Chaetomiaceae
Exons: 3
Coding region: 114-1226 (370 amino acids)
Cellular component (GO): mitochondrial large ribosomal subunit
Molecular function (GO): structural constituent of ribosome
Source: RefSeq, a predicted model, not a curated record
CGGCGUCUGGCGCGCCGGAAGUUGACGAUCGAGGUCCCCUAUCAAGCAGUACUCGACUCCGCUUCCUCAACCUCGACCACGUUGGGCGUGCUAGGAAGCUGUCACAUCACGCCAUGAUGUCGGCGCCAGGUCGAGGGUCGGCGUUGCUGAGGAGCUCGCAAAGGGUCUGCUCCCAGUGCGCUCGGACAGCUGCGGGAAGAACAACGGCCCAGCCUUCUCCCGUGCUCAUAUUAGGCGCCCGCCGAUACUAUGCCACCGAGACAGCGACUCCUUCCAUUCAACCAUCCGAAACAACACCACCACCGCCUCCCCCCCCGGUCACAAGCACCACUAGGCCACCGACAACCGCCAAUUCCGACCCAACCCGUUACCGCAUCAAAUCCGGCCUUAUCCUGACGCGCCCGCCACUCCUCACGCGCGAGCCGACGCCCUUCGAGUCAGCGUUUUACCUCUACCAGAAGCGCCUGAACGAGCGGCUGACGGCGCCGUUCCGGCCGCGCUUCUACUUCCGCAAGGAUACGGCCGGCGACCUGGACUGGCGCAUCAAGCUGCGGGAGCGGCACGGCGUGCCGGCCAAGGACAUUGGCCGGUACAACCCCAAGGGCCGGCAGGGCUGGAACGACGAGGUGCUGGUCGGCAGCACGACGUCGGGCCAGCAGUACAUUUACGACCGCCUGCUGGCCGACGCCGAGGUCCGCGUCAGCGAGGACGGCGAGCCGAUCCCGCCCGAGGAGCGCACCCCGGUCGAGAGGCCCAUGCCCAGGCGCACCGAGGCCGACGAGAAGAACGACGUGCGCAGGCUGGACCGCGCGUUGGAUAGGACGCUGUAUUUGGUGGUGAGGAGGAAGGUGGAGGGCUUGCCCAAUGGGGAAGACGGGGUGUGGGAGUUUCCGAGUGGAUACGUGCCCACGGAAGAGACUCUACAUGAAACCGCCGCCCGUGUCCUGGCCGAGUCAGCGGGCGUCAACAUGAACACGUGGAUCGUCGGUCGCGUGCCCGUUGCCCACCACAUCGUCAAACCCGUUUUUGCCGAGGACGGAACGACAUUACAGAAGCGUGGCGAGAAGGUUUUCUUUCUCAAAGGCCGCAUCAUGGCGGGGCAAGCCGAUCUCUCAGGCAACAAGCACGGCCUCACCGACUUCAAAUGGCUGACUCAAGAGGAGCUCAGCCAGACGCUGCCGUUUGAUUACUAUUGGAGCGUACGGAAUAUGUUUGGCGAGAGGUAGAGAUGGUUCCGUCUUGUGAGCUUCUGGCAUGCUCGGCGCGGCAAAGGAAGCGAGGAACUAUCGCGCUCUAUCUACGCUGUGUUGAACUGCACUGUAAUAUAGACAUGUAGGCUAUGUAUAAAUCCGUCAACUUGUUGCUUGUUCCAACAAGGCUCAGACGGAGGUAUUUGUGUAUAUUUGUUUAUUUCAAUGUGAUUGCUACCCGAAAAGG